Messenger RNA from Aspergillus calidoustus, 690 nucleotides. Lineage: Eukaryota; Fungi; Ascomycota; Eurotiomycetes; Eurotiales; Aspergillaceae. The record is from the annotation of a GenBank genome assembly.
AUGUCCAAACCCAUAAUAGCGGCCUUCCACGGCGGCGGCUCCAACGCCUCCAUAUAUGAAAUCCAGUGCUCGUUCCUAACCAGCCUGCUCUCCGACACAUUCCGCCUCGAGUUCUUCGACGGGCCAUUUGAGCGCUCUGCGGGCCCGGGUGUCCUGCCCGCAUUCGACGGGUACGCGCCGUACAAAUCGUGGUUCCACCCUGAGACCAACGCGGGCGAUGGGAGUGGGUUUGAUAACAAGGGGAGCGAUGGUGUGGCGAGGGUUUGGAGGCUUAUGCAGGAGAGGGUUCCGGGUGGGAAUUGGGUGGGCGUUAUUGGGUUUAGUCAGGGGAGUAGAGUUGUUGGGGGGUUGUUGUUGGAUCAGCAGAGGAGAGAGACAGCGGGGGAGGGGGUUCCGUGGGGGAUUAAGCUGAAGUUUGGCGUUUGUUGUAUGGGGGGUGGGGCGCCGAUGGAGGGGGAGAUUGGGUUCAAAAUGGAAAAGCCAGACACAGUCAUCCGGAUCCCGACGCUGCAUCUCCACGGACUGAAAGACGAGUUCCUGCCGCUGGGACGCGAACAGCUGGCCAACUACUACGACGCCGAGAGCGCCACGCUGUACGAGAUCAACUACCACCAUGCGAUGCCGUGGGUCAAGGCCGAGUCGGAGGAGUUGGCGAGGCGGAUUAAGGAGUUAUAUAACAAGACGAAGUAG